CGGAAAAAGGUCUAGCGUCGGCCUUGAAAUUGAAGCUUACAACUUACGUUACGGCAAAUUCAGAGGGAAAAUAAUACAAAAUCUGGCCACUUCCGUGACGCAGAACAAAGCUGACUCUGGUUUUCAUUCCAUAAUGAAGCAGCCACGGUUACCAGGAGCGGAAAAAUUCAAGUUCGCAAGUUCUGAGAAACCUUUGUCAUCCAGUCAUAUAACUAUAACGAGUCCCAAAAGGAUCUCUUUGUCGAAUAAUCAUGGCUCCGAUCAUAGCAACUCAUCACAUCAAUAUCUCUUCCAUUCGCGAUCAUCUUCAAGUUGCAGUCAAAACGAGCUAAGUUCUAUGACAUCAACUUUAUCCGUGCCCACUCUAAAUCGCAGUGAUUCUAGACGAAGAGCUGUGCUGCCCAUCACUUGUAAAAAGACAUCCCGAAUGCUGACAAAUACUAAUCUUGAACUGAAUGUCGACCAUGCAGAUAUAAUUGCAGAUGAUGUUGUAAAAACCAGCAGGUUGAAUCUUGACUCAAAUCGUGUGCCAUCGUGCCCAAAUCUAGAAACCUCAUCAAGAAGUUUGACAGCCUCCAAAACUUCUCUGGACACGCAUUUUCGCAAGAUGUCUCUUCAAAAUUCAACAAUUCGUGAAUUGCCGCCAGAUUUUGAUUGGAAAAAUAUUAGAGCAUCGCCAUCCAAACUUUCUGCAUCAUGUUCUAGUUCUUGCUCCAGUGAAGAAAAUGUUUGGGUUCUUAGAGAAGAUUCAUAAGUCAUUUCAAUAAUUUUUCAUGCAUUUUUAAAUAUCUCAAGAUAAUUGUUAUUCUUCUAGUCUACGAAUUUUCGAAAGGAAUGCGUUUUAAUAAAGGAAUCUGCAUGAAUAUCAGAUUCUUCAUCGUGACGCUUCUAAAAUUAAACAACCAAAUUUCUCGGGACGAGAAAUUUUUAAGAUACGAAACUUGGAAGAAAAAUUCAUACUGUAAAAAGACAUUUAUUUUCCUCUCAUAUUUUAAGUACACCUGAUAAUCAUUUCAUCUUUUUGAAUAUGUAAUUUUUCAUCUGACUGUUGUAUUCCUGUAUGUUUUUCCAGUUCUUUUUCGCAAGUGAAAUUUACGUAAAAUCUUUAAUUGUUGCCAACAGAUGUGCCUGCAUUGCAUAUUUUUAUACUUAAUUUUUCCAGCGGAUUCUUACCCUUUAUAGCAGAGACUUUUAGUCAUUUUGAAUACGUCGCAAAAAUGAACAGGACCCAUGUUUAAUGUUUAAUAGUAAGGUUGAUGGAUUUGAAAAUGAUUUUUAGUUGCCCUAGUAGGGUAUGGUGAUUAACAAAGGCACUGAUAUACUCCGAUUCCUCUCGAAUAAGACAUGGACCUUUAUGCCCAUACUGCAUUGGAAAUUCUCUCAAAAGUUUAGCGUCAGGAUAAAAGGGGAUGUGAAAGCCUCGGAUUACGUGUCUUGAGAGGCCCUCGUUUAACACUCUAACCCGGCUAGGCAGUCAGCUCUCGUUUGCUUUGCUGUAAUUAGUAAAAAGCCCUAUUAGUGGCCAAGCGGUUAAGACUCCUGAAUGCUGGUAGUUUAUUCUGGGGGCGAGUCUAAGCGAACGGGCUGGUUAUAUGGUUGGGUUUCCCCAUGCGUAACGUGAAUAUGAGCCAGUUUCUCGCAAAACGUCCUUCACAAAGGCACCCCUCCGCAUAGGCAGGCAGCCCUCGCGUGCUUUGCAAGUUCAUAUAACUUAACCUAACUAAUCCAGUUACAAUUUAAUAAAAAGGUAUGCAAUUAAGAUGUUUCUGAACCCAGAUUCAUAAUUUUCAUUAAAAUGUUACGCCUUUAGAAAAUUGGUCCUUCACGAAGAAAAUUCUCUGGUUUUUACUUCCUUAAAAAAAAAGGGGGAGGUGGAAAUAGAGCCUGUUUCCAUUAUUUUUUUGUCAUCACACGAAGCCUAUUUUCUUAAAGGAUGGAUACCUUCGUGAAGGAAACUGGUUCGCAUUUAUGUUAACGCUUGCAGUGUUCAGUGGGUUUAUUCGCUUGUGGCAGACGUGGCUUGCAGUGCAAGUUAAAAAAAGUUAUUUUAUUCAAAAUAUAUGUUUAAUGCUGAAUUUAAUUUUUCAUUUUAUAAUAUAAAGUGUAAGAAAAAAAAAUCAGCGGAAAUAUGAGCAGAAAUUAUGUGCUUAUAUGAAAUUUAAAAAUGAAGAAUUACGUUUGAAAUUAUCAAGAGAAAAUCCACACCACUGCCAACAUAAGCUCAUGGAAUUUCAUAAUUUUUAACUUUUUGUCAAAAACUUAGAAGAAUUUUAUAUAGAUUUUGUUUUUAAUUCCUCAGCUUUUGCCUCUCUGUUUUUCAAGAUAUUUCCAAACUCCCUUGACACGCUGUUUAAAAUUCUCAGCAGUGCAUAAAUAAUACAUAGUCAUGUUGUUCCUUUCUUCCUCCUUCGUUUUAUGUAUUGACUUAGUUUGCAGAUGAAAAAAUUGAUUCUUUCUGUCCCCUCUUCUUAAAGAGCAAAGAAGUGGGUUAAUGCCAUGGAAAAAUUCACAUUUCCUUUGUAUGCUUUCCUUUCAAGAGCAACUGCUUCGAAUUGCUGCAAACCUUGGAAAUUCUGCUCCAGUUUGAAUAUUUGUGGAGAUUCAAUACGAAGUAUAUCAAAAUAAACUGGAAGCAAUCAAAAUAAAGAAACUCUUUCCUGUAGGCUUUGUUUUAAAAGGCUGGAAAGACGUUAAUUGUUAUGUUUAUAUUAGUUAGGACGACUGUUGUUUCGAACUUCCCUGCGUGUAAUAAAACUUUUAAUACUGUUUAUUCUAUUUUUAUAGCGAUCUGAAUUUUUUCUGGUUUUUAGACAUGUGACAAUUGUAAAGCUUUUCGAGAAGAAAAAAAAAAAAAAAAGUUGUGCAAUGUUGAGAUUUUUUUUUUAAUACCACUAGUCAUUUGAAUAAAGUAUAACAAUUUUUU
Stegodyphus dumicola is the source of this 2923-nucleotide messenger RNA. RefSeq lists its product as uncharacterized. Lineage: Eukaryota; Metazoa; Arthropoda; Arachnida; Araneae; Eresidae. The record is from RefSeq and is a predicted model, not a curated record.